Messenger RNA from Brenthis ino (lesser marbled fritillary), 1095 nucleotides. The record is from the annotation of a GenBank genome assembly. NCBI's taxonomy places the organism in Eukaryota, Metazoa, Arthropoda, Insecta, Lepidoptera, Nymphalidae.
AUGGCAAACGCGACGGAUGCGUAUUGCGUACCCGGCGCUACCAAUUUCAAUAAAGCCUACAGUCGUCUACACGGAUAUAUCGCCAUAGUAAUAUGUAUUAUCGGCUCCGCCACCAACUCAAUAAAUAUAGCCGUACUCAGUCGCCGGGAAAUGAUCAGUUCUACAAAUUCGAUUCUCACAGGACUUGCUUUUGCGGAUCUCCUUGUCAUGUUGGAAUAUAUACCUUACGCUUUACAUAUGAAUAUCAAAAUAGGCCCACAGGUGAACAAAAAUACAUACUCAUGGGCGGUUUUUGUUUAUUUCCACUCCAUUUUCAGUCAAACCUUUCAUACGAUAUCAAUCUGGCUAGCUGUCACGUUAGCAGUUUGGCGUUAUGUGGCCAUUGCUUUCCCGCAGAAAAACAGAACUUGGUGUAGCAAGAAAAACACGACUUUGGCAAUCGUUAGCGCUUUGCAGAGGAUUUAUCUUUACCGCAAAACAGGACCGUUGCCUAGUAUAGCUUUGUCAAUAUUAAGUACUUGUUUGAUUUCAAAGUUAACAACAACGGAAAGAAGGAGGCAAAAGCUAUUAAAACGAUCAACGAUUGGAUCCAAUGAGGCAAAGAAGCAAACCUUAGCUGAGGAGUCCUCGGCGCGGCGGUCGAGCCGGACCGAUCGGACAACCCGCAUGCUGCUGGCCGUCCUUGGCCUAUUUCUCUCCACGGAAGUACCACAAGGCCUGCUCGGUCUUGCGAGUGCACUAGCGCCAGAUUUCUUCAAAAGCUGUUAUAGUUUAUUUGGAGAUUUAAUGGAUGUCUUGGCGCUAUUCACGUCUUCGGUCAAUUUCGUGCUGUAUUGCAGUAUGAGUAGACAAUUUAGAUGUACAUUCGCUAGACUCGCUCGACGAAUGGUCUACUCCACCGAAGAACCGGCUAAAUUUGGUACUAAACUUGAACCUACGACACAGAUGGCCGAAUUUUUGUUCAAAUUUAACCUGAACGAUGUUAUUUUUGUAAAAGAUGAAAAAUACGACAUUGUUCCAGGUCACCGGCCCGCUAUAGCGACAGAUUCCCGCCCUCAGCAGGGUGGUGGAGAGUAUUAUAUAGAUUUGAACAGG